UGUUACUCUCAACUGUUGUUUCCACUCCCACUUUUCUCCAGAUCUGUUCUCCCCAAAGGCAUUUUCAGGUAAUUUCAAAACCCUAUCCCCAGAUCUCUCCUCCCGCUCCUCCGCGUUUAUAAGUAAGUUGGAAAAGAUGGGUCGUGGAGUUAGCAGUGGUGGUGGGCAGAGCUCAUUGGGCUAUCUGUUUGGGAGUGGAGAAGCUCCGAAACAAGCAACAAACAAGUCCCAAGCUGCUCCGACUGUAGCACCAGCUGCCCCCAAACCCGCCCGUUCUCCUGAACCAGUUGAUAUUGCAAAGCAAGUUCCUGCUGGUAUUAACAGUGCUUCUGCAAACUAUCACAUGCGUGCUGAUGAUCAGAACACCGGCAAUUUCAUUACGGAUCGACCUUCCACCAAGGUUCAUUCUGCCCCUGGAGGUGGAUCCUCUCUGGGCUACCUUUUCGGUGGGGUAUCUGGAGGUAGUAAACGAGUUUGUGACUUUAUAAUAAUAACAUCUUUGAUAACGGGGGUAUUGUUUGUUGAUUUUUGGGUUAAAGCAUUACAUCGUGGGUGAUGAUGAUGCUCUGUUUUUAUAUGAUGUUUGAGCAUAAAAACAAUGAAAACAUGCCUGUCUGGUGGUGUAAUG
Messenger RNA from Hibiscus syriacus, 628 nucleotides. Its product is annotated as protein SPIRAL1-like 2. Gene Ontology annotation, cellular component: cortical microtubule, transverse to long axis. NCBI's taxonomy places the organism in Eukaryota, Viridiplantae, Streptophyta, Magnoliopsida, Malvales, Malvaceae. Gene Ontology annotation, biological process: cortical microtubule organization. The record is from RefSeq and is a predicted model, not a curated record. The transcript is spliced from 3 exons. The coding region runs from base 137 to 556 and encodes 139 amino acids.